Messenger RNA from Mangifera indica (mango), 737 nucleotides. RefSeq lists its product as uncharacterized. The record is from RefSeq and is a predicted model, not a curated record. The transcript has 2 exons. Bases 132 to 737 code for a protein of 201 amino acids. NCBI's taxonomy places the organism in Eukaryota, Viridiplantae, Streptophyta, Magnoliopsida, Sapindales, Anacardiaceae.
UGCGAGUUCCUUCCAAGAUCCUUCUUGCCCAUUAAGUUGACUUUUGACUCCAUACACCAAAGACUACGUUUUCCCUAACACAACCAUAGAUUUAGAUGCUGAACUAGAGGAGUAAGGAAAGCAGAGUGAAAAUGGAGAUCAACAAUAACAAAAUUCUAAUGAGAGAAAAGCUAGACUUCUUUGGAAUAAUCAAAGAAACCAUCAAAUUACCUUUCAGAAUUCCCACCUUCAUCAUCUUUUUUCUCACUGCUCUCUUUCCUUUUUUCUGCUUCUUCCUUUUGCAUGAGAUAAUUUUCCAGCACAACUUGAUUCAAGCUCUCAAAUUCAUGUCCAACGAUUCUCCUUGCUACGAAUUUGAUUUAACGUCGUGCUAUUCCAGGUCAACCUUUCAUGCCAUCCGAGAAUUGAUUGGAAAAAUUUCAGCAAAAAAUCUCAUUUCAUUUCUCUCGUUCUUGGGUCUUGUUCAUCUUGUCGACCUACUUAACACCAUCAUCACAGUUUCUACAGCUUCAGAGAUUUACUUAAAAGAUGAGAAUGAAUCAACGAGUUUGAAGGGCAUAAUCAGGAAAACGAUAAACAAGUGGACUGCGAUAUGGAAUAUGGGGCUGGUAAUUUCGAUCCUGGAGGAGAAUAAACACGGCGAUGUGGCGCUUGGAGUCUCUGCAUAUCUGAGUAGAGGCAGCAAAAGCGAGGACUUGUGCUACAGUUUAUGUUCUCGGGUUGGAGUUUUGGGUUAA